Messenger RNA from Trichomonas vaginalis G3, 555 nucleotides. RefSeq names its product 26S proteasome non-ATPase regulatory subunit family. Bases 1 to 555 code for a protein of 184 amino acids. The record is from RefSeq and is a predicted model, not a curated record. Gene Ontology annotation, cellular component: cytoplasm; nucleus. Gene Ontology annotation, biological process: proteasome regulatory particle assembly. NCBI's taxonomy places the organism in Eukaryota, Parabasalia, Trichomonadida, Trichomonadidae. The transcript has a single exon. Gene Ontology annotation, molecular function: protein binding.
AUGAGUCUGCAACAAAAAUCAGUAAAAGCGGCAUCUUUUGCUAGAGACAUCAUUGAUAAGCAAUUAGAAGAUAUUAAGGCUUAUCUUGAAUCAACUGGUGUUGGCUAUAGAGGUUCAUUAGUUGAUAAGGAUGGAUUUCCUUUACCAAACAUAGACCAUUUUCGUAUUGCAAAUGAAAGAAAGCGUGCAGCAAGACUUCUUAAUGAUAGAAAGCGUAUAGAAAAUUUAAUAUCAGAAUUACUCGUUUCAGUACCAACUGGAGAUAAACCAACAUUGAUGAUGGAACUCGAAAAACAAGAACCGUUUUGUUUGAUAUCAGAAGUUAGAGAGGGAUCGCCUGCAGAAAAGGCAGGUUUAAUUGAUGGUGAUUUAUUAAUAAAAUUUGGUCCAGCUACCAACAUGUUAGACGUCAAAAAGAAUAUUGUAGAAGGAACUGCAGUAGAUUUAGUAGUUUAUCGCGUGGAAGAAUACUCGAGAGAAUUAGCUUCAUGCUCUUUAACACCAGCUAAGUGGGAAGGAGAUGGACUUGUAGGAUGUCAUUUGAUUCCGUUGUAA